This is a messenger RNA of Cyprinodon tularosa, 1697 nucleotides long. It is a transcript of the gene uba5, whose product is annotated as ubiquitin-like modifier activating enzyme 5. The transcript is spliced from 12 exons. Gene Ontology annotation, biological process: protein ufmylation. The record is from RefSeq and is a predicted model, not a curated record. Gene Ontology annotation, molecular function: UFM1 activating enzyme activity. Lineage: Eukaryota; Metazoa; Chordata; Actinopteri; Cyprinodontiformes; Cyprinodontidae. Bases 79 to 1374 code for a protein of 431 amino acids. Gene Ontology annotation, cellular component: cytosol; cytoplasm.
UCUACACGGACACAGUUUGCGGUCGCACACACCCUGACAGCUGACUUCAGAAAGGAAGACGUGUACUUUUUCUAUCCCAUGCUGAUUGUUUUGAGCUUGUUUAUUCUCCGUCUGUUUGGGCUCGUUUGUUUCCUUUGCAGCGGCAUCUUUAAACGGGAUUUAAUCGAAUCAAUGGCGACGGUGGAGGAGCUGAAGCUGAGGGUGAGAGAGCUGGAAAAUGAACUGAUCAAGUGUAAGCAGAGGCAGUCUGCUGCGGAGGAUGCUCACAAUAGACCCAAGAUUGAUCAAAUGAGCGCCGAGGUAGUGGAUUCCAACCCAUACAGCCGCCUUAUGGCUUUAAAAAGAAUGGGCAUCGUGGAUGAUUAUGAGAAAAUCCGGACAUUUUCCGUCGCUGUAGUUGGUGUUGGAGGCGUCGGCAGCGUGACUGCUGAAAUGCUCACUAGAUGCGGCAUCGGUAAGCUGCUGCUGUUUGAUUACGAUAAAGUAGAGCUAGCCAACAUGAACAGACUGUUCUUCCAGCCUCACCAGGCAGGCCUCAGUAAGGUGGAAGCAGCAGAACACACCCUCAGAAACAUCAAUCCAGACGUGGCUUUUGAGACUCAUAACUACAACAUUACAACACUGGCCAAUUUCACACAUUUCAUGGAUCGCAUCAGCCAUGGAGGGUUGGAAGAAGGAAAACCAGUGGAUUUGAUUCUGAGCUGUGUGGAUAACUUUGAAGCCAGAAUGGCCAUUAAUACAGCCUGUAACGAACUGGGCCAGAUCUGGAUGGAAUCUGGUGUGAGUGAAAACGCCGUAUCGGGACACAUCCAGCUCAUUAUUCCUGGGGAGACGGCCUGCUUUGCCUGCGCCCCUCCUCUGGUGGUAGCUGCCAACAUCGAUGAGAAAACCCUAAAGAGGGAGGGAGUGUGUGCUGCCAGCCUGCCAACUACAAUGGGUGUGGUUGCAGGCCUUCUGGUGCAAAACGUCCUCAAGUAUCUGUUGAAAUUUGGGACGGUCAGCUAUUAUCUCGGAUACAACGCCAUGCAGGACUUUUUCCCCAUGAUGGCCAUGAAGGCCAACCCUCAGUGUAAUGACCGCCACUGUCGGCGGCAACAGCAGGAGUAUAAGAAGAAAGAAGCAGAGCGGCCCAAGGUGGAAGUGGUGCAGGAGGAGGAGGGAGAGAUCGUGCAUGAAGACAAUGAAUGGGGUAUUGAACUGGUUUCUGAAGUGACGGAUGCCGAGUUACAGGCGGCAACGGGGGCUGUGCCUGACCUGCCAGAGGGCAUCACUGUGGCAUACACCAUCCCAGCUGAGGAAACGGGCAGCGGAGAGACGGUGGAGGAGAGUGAAGUGAGCUUGGAGGAUUUAAUGGCUCAAAUGAGAAAGUUGUAGACAACGAACCGAAGAUGCUUUUCUGCAGGACAUUUUUUCGUCUUUGUAUUCAUAUUUUUAUUUUACAUUCCCCACCAAACAGAACUCUAGAAUAAACUAAAGAACUAAACAGAUCAUGCAUGAAACUGGCUGCAGACACAAAUUAAUAACUGGAAUGACAUCAAAUUCUCACGAAAUAUCUUAAAGUACAAAAUUGUUUGUAAAAAAAUAUUCCUUAAUCUGUUUAUUAAGUUUUAUUUUGACUGUUUCCAUUUCUCUGCCAUGUGACCUUCCGCCAUAACAUUUCUGAACACUGUCUCAAUAAAAAUAUUUAUUAGAUUCUA